UGUCGGGACGUGAAGAUGGCGACGGGAGACUGAGGCCAGAGUGUUUUGGUUUUUUUUGCCCUCUUAAUUUCUGUCUGAGGAAGGGCGGUAAAUGCUUUUGACGCCACAGUGUUUAUAUUUAGAGUGAAAAAAGCAAGACAAAAUGUCUCGACAUCGCAAUGUCCGUGGUUAUAACUACGACGAAGAUUUUGAAGAUGAUGAUGUUUAUGGGCAGUCAGUUGAAGAUGAUUACUGCAUUUCACCUGCUACAGCUGCUGAAUUUAUCUACUCCAGACGUGACAAACCAUCUUCAUUCACUGAACCCUUGGAGGAGGAAGAAUUUGAGGAAGAGGAGUCUUCCUUGGAGUUUGUGUCACAGCAUCAAGACAAGCUUAGUGGAUUUGAUCAAGCUCGACUGUAUUCAUGCCUUGACAAUAUGCGAGAAGUCCUUGGUGACUCUAUCCCGGAUCCUAUUCUUGUGAAUGCAGCUCUUCAGUCCAACUUUGACCCACAAAAAGCUUUGGACGCUGUACUUACAGAAGGUGGGCAGAAGUCAAGUGCCCGAAACCAAGACAGCGCCUCAGCAGAGAAGUCUGCCAAAGGCUGUCUGGUUGAACAUGUAGUUUCUAUUAAAUCGGACAACAUUAUGGGAAUACAAGGAAGAACAAGAGAUGCUCCUUUGAGUAAGCCGGAUACAGAAAUUGUGCCAAAAGUUGCUAGAAUGACUGUGUCUGGAAAAAAGCAAACAAUGGGCUUUGAUGUUCCAAGCUCAGAAGAAAAUGGUCAGUUGGGAGCAUUUCGCAAAGGGCCAUUGACGGAAGAUACUGCCUCAAUGUCCAUCCUUACAGAGCCACAAUCCAAAGCAAAUGUUUCCCCACCACCUGCCCAAAAUCUCACUGAGGAACUCCCUGGUCAGCCUACGCCUACAAAAACAGCCAGCAAAAACAAGCAACAAAUUAAUGUCAAAGCAGAACUAGAGAAGAGACAAGGAGGAAAGCCACUAUUAAACCUUGUUGUUAUCGGACAUGUGGAUGCUGGGAAAAGCACUUUAAUGGGUCACCUCUUGUAUUUGUUGGGUAAUGUUAACAAAAGAACAAUGCACAAGUAUGAACAAGAAUCUAAGAAAGCAGGGAAAGCCUCCUUUGCAUACGCUUGGGUUUUGGAUGAGACUGGUGAAGAGAGAGACAGGGGUGUAACUAUGGAUGUUGGAAUGACAAAGUUUGAAACCAAGACUAAAGUGAUAACACUAAUGGAUGCACCAGGACAUAAAGACUUCAUUCCCAAUAUGAUAACUGGAGCUGCUCAGGCUGAUGUGGCAGUACUUGUGGUCGAUGCCAGCCGUGGGGAGUUUGAAGCUGGUUUCGAGUCAGGGGGACAGACGAGGGAACAUGGUCUACUUGUUCGAUCUCUUGGUGUCACCCAGCUGGUAGUUGCUGUCAACAAAAUGGAUCAGGUGAAUUGGCAGCAGGACAGGUUUCAGGAAAUUUCCACAAAGCUUGGGCAGUUCUUGAAGCAAGCUGGCUUCAAGGAGUCGGAUGUGUCUUAUGUUCCUACCAGCGGUCUAUCAGGAGAGAAUUUAACAUCUAAGAGCAAAGAACCUGAACUCCUCAAAUGGUACAAAGGAUCCUGUCUUUUAGAGCAGAUUGAUUGCUUCAAGCCUCCACAAAGACCUGUGGAUAAACCAUUUAGAUUGUGUGUUUCCGAUGUAUUUAAAGAUCAAGGGUCUGGCUUCUGCAUAACAGGCAAGAUCGAAGCAGGUUAUGUGCAAACUGGAGAUCGAAUUUUAGCAAUGCCGCCUAAUGAAACCUGCACUGUAAAAGGAAUUUCAUUACAUGAUGAGCCAAUCGACUGGGCAGCAGCCGGAGAUCAUGUUAGUCUCACUGUGACUGGCAUGGAUAUAAUCAAAAUCAAUGUUGGGUGUGUAUUUUGUGAUCCUAAAGAACCCAUUAAAGUAUGUACUCGAUUCCAAGCAAGGAUUCUUCUGUUCAAUAUAGAAGUUCCCAUAACAAAAGGAUUUCCUGUGUUACUGCAUUUUCAAACUGUCACUGAACCUGCAACCAUAAGAAAAUUAGUAAGCAUCCUUCACAAAAGUACUGGAGAAGUGCUGAAGAAAAAACCAAAAUGCCUGACUAAAGGGCAGAAUGCAUUGAUAGAAAUUCAGACCCAAAGACCAGUUGCACUUGAACUUUAUAAAGAUUUCAAAGAACUGGGUCGCUUCAUGCUACGUUACGUUGGAUCCACCAUUGCUGCAGGUGUUGUCACAGAGAUCAAGGAGUGAUCAUGACAUCUGUUACUCCAGUUCCAUGAAACAACUUCACAGCUUUUAAACAUGCAAGAGCUGAAAUAGGCAAAAGUGCAAUUUCAGACCUCUCUGACAUGAACUUCCACCGUAAUUUCCUCCAGUAGUGAUGCACUGCCUCUCUCAUUUCCAUGGAGUUUAACCAGAAUGACCUCAGUGUGUGGCAUUUGUUUGCACAUGAACUUAUUUUUUUUUUUUUUUAUUUUCCAAGAAGCCCAUUGAAAGUGAGCUACAUCGAGUCCAUCCAUGGUUUAAAAAGAAACACUUUACUUUUAUGUGCUGCUACUACCAGAGCUUCCAUUAUCAUGUUUUACGUUUUCUUUAAAGGGAGAGGUGGGGAGUGGUGAGUAGCAGUAUGGUUGGUUGAUGAAGGUGCAAAUGAAAUUAAAAGAAGAAUAUAUAGUGCAGUGAAUAAGCGGUCCUCAAAUGUUACUUGAAUGUGGACAUUUCUCUUCAGAAUGUUACAUUUAAAGGGCAGGCUAAAUGACUUGGAGUGAGGUGAGAACAGACUGCAAAUAGUCUAUUUGCAUUAACUGUCCAAGAUGAGGCUUAAGUUGCCUUUAAAUUCAAAUCAAAAAUAAAUAAAAUUCUUUGGUUGAAGCAUCACCAGAAAUGCUUGCUUUCAUCAGCUUGCCUUUGCACUGUUUU
Messenger RNA from Polypterus senegalus (gray bichir), 2926 nucleotides. RefSeq names its product HBS1-like translational GTPase (gene hbs1l). Bases 143 to 2257 code for a protein of 704 amino acids. The transcript is spliced from 19 exons. Gene Ontology annotation, biological process: translation. NCBI's taxonomy places the organism in Eukaryota, Metazoa, Chordata, Cladistia, Polypteriformes, Polypteridae. Gene Ontology annotation, molecular function: GTP binding; GTPase activity. The record is from RefSeq and is a predicted model, not a curated record.